This is a messenger RNA of Meloidogyne enterolobii, 344 nucleotides long. Lineage: Eukaryota; Metazoa; Nematoda; Chromadorea; Rhabditida; Meloidogynidae. The record is from the annotation of a GenBank genome assembly.
UUUCGAUUUUGUUACAAAAUAAAAAAUUACUUAGGUAUGUAUUUGCUGGAGCUAAAAAUGGAAUUAUGCCUCGAGUUUUAAGCUCUGUACAUGAAAAGUCUAUGAGCCCUAGAGUUGCUAUAAUAUAUGAAAUGUUUGUUCUAAUUUCCCUCUCUUUUAUUGGUGAUUUGGAACAUUUAAUUGGAUAUAUGUAAGUGGGUAAUAUGUUCACGAUUAGUUUAAAAUUUAGGGCCGGGAAAUGGGGUGGGAAGGGAUCGGAUAUGUUAAUAAUUAAAAGAAACAAGUAAAGUGUGAAAUUUUUCAAGAUAUUGAUCUCUAAUCUCUCCCGAUCCUCAAGUGUUUCG